GAACAACCUAACCGUGAUACCCAAUACUCCCACCACCACCACCUACGACUACGACUACGACUACGACAACGACUACGGCUCCUCUACCUGUCGCAUACCGGCCACACCGGCAAAUAACAACCAGAAAACAGCCCAACCCCCCAUGGCCAUGUUCCCGAACCCCAACAUGUACAGCAACCACAAUUACGAGCCUCAGGGCGCCGCGUGGAUGCACCCGCAGCAGCAGCAGCAGCAGCAGCAGGGAAACCACCACUCUCAACAACAUGUCCAACAGCAGGCCAUAGCAGCAGCCGCCGCCGCCCAGCAUCAGAACUACAAUCGCAUUGCCGGCGCGCACAACAACGUGGCCGGUGCUGGUCUCAACUCGGCCGUCCAACUCCACGACAACAAUAACAACAACAGUAGCAACAACAGCAACAACAACAACACCAACAACAACAACACCAACACCAAUAGCAACGGCAACAACAUCGAGAGCAACGUGUCAGAGGACAACCGCCGCACACUUGCCUAUGUCGCCGAUCUGCUCAAGGAAAGCACCCGCGAGGCUGCCCUGCUGGAGCUCAGCAAGAAGCGAGAGCAAGUUCCAGAACUGGCCUUGAUAUUAUGGCACUCUUUCGGCGUCAUGACCUGUCUCACCCAAGAGAUCAUAUCCGUAUACACGCUGCUGAACCCUAGCCAACUUACUGCCGCGGCCUCCAACAGAGUCUGCAAUGCCUUGGCCUUGCUUCAAUGUGUCGCAUCGCACAACGAGACCAGGACUCUGUUCCUCAAGGCGCACAUUCCCCUCUAUCUCUACCCUUUUCUGAACACGACGUCCAAGUCGCGACCCUUCGAAUACCUCCGCCUCACUUCUCUCGGCGUCAUUGGCGCCCUGGUCAAGAACGACUCCACCGAAGUCAUCAACUUCCUCCUCACCACCGAGAUCAUCCCCUUGUGCCUGAGAAUCAUGGAAACCGGCUCCGAGCUUAGCAAGACCGUCGCAAUCUUCAUCGUCCAGAAGAUUCUGCUCGACGACAGCGGCCUGAACUACAUCUGCGCUACGUAUGAGCGAUUCUAUGCCGUCGGCACCGUGCUCAGUAACAUGGUUGGUCAGCUUGUCGAGCAGCAAACAGCCCGCCUCCUCAAACACGUGGUCCGCUGCUUCCUGCGACUUAGUGACAACGCGAGGGCGAGGGAAGCCCUUAGGCAGUGCCUUCCCGAACCCCUACGCGAUGCUACCUUCUCUGCAGUGCUCCGUGACGACGCGGCCACCAAGCGAUGCCUUGCUCAGCUGCUCCUUAACCUGUCGGACUCUAUGGGGAGGGAGGUGGACGUGCCUGGCCUGUAAACAAGACCCUGGCACCCUCCCAAACUACAUUCUCCUCCGGCAAGUCCCCGUUGGCAUACGGAACGAAAACAACCCCCCGGUGCUCCCCGCCUCGCACAUCA
Molecule: messenger RNA, 1431 nt
Organism: Truncatella angustata
Lineage: Eukaryota; Fungi; Ascomycota; Sordariomycetes; Amphisphaeriales; Sporocadaceae
Product: cell differentiation family, Rcd1-like-domain-containing protein
Exons: 3
Coding region: 143-1330 (395 amino acids)
Biological process (GO): mRNA catabolic process; negative regulation of translation
Cellular component (GO): P-body; CCR4-NOT complex; CCR4-NOT core complex
Source: RefSeq, a predicted model, not a curated record